CGGCUCAUUCGGAGAAUGGCCGCGGCUACGGCGUGCGGCUCCCCGGCGCCCCGGCCGCGCAGACGGGGCGACUCGCGGCGGCGGCAGGCCGCCCUCUUCUUCCUCACCAACAUCUCCCUGGACGGCCGCCCGCCCUGCCCGGCCGCCGAGAAGCAGCCUUCCCUUCCUCCUCUUCCUCCCCCCCCUCCUCCUCCUCCUCCUCUGCCCUCCGGGGAAGGGGAGGAAGAGGAGGACGAGGAGGAGGAGGCGGCGGCGGCGGAGCCGGCCGGAGCCCCGCCGCGCUCUCUGGCCCCGCAGCGGGCUCUCCCCGGGCUCUCGCUUCUGCCCGGUUCUUCCCCGGUUGCUGCGGGGAAGGGGGAAGCGGAGCAGCCCCGGGGGGGCGGCUUCUUGCCGCUGCCGCAGGGCGCCCCGCUCUGCCCACUGCCGCCCGCCCCCCCGGGGCUGCCGGGCUCCGCCAAACCGGGGGGCCCCGGGCUGCUGAGCCCCGCACCGGGCGCUGCGGGAGGCGGCUUGGCGCUGGAGGUGCAGCGGCAGAGAAGGCGUUUUAUCUCCCAGCGCUGCUCUCUAGACUUUUUAGAAGACAUAGUGGAAUAUGCCAGUGUACAAAGAACCAAGAAUAUAUCUGGGUCUCCGAGGCACAAAAGUUUGAAGAAGAUGCACUUCAUCAAGAACAUGAGGCAGUAUGACACAAAAAACAGCAGGAUAGUAUUAAUCUGUGCUAAACGAACCCUGUGUGUGGCUUUUUCGAUCCUACCUUAUGGGGAGAGUUUACGAAUCAGUGAUCUAAAAAUGGAAGGACAGAAGCAGCGACAUCCUUCUGGGGGAGUUUCAGUCUCCACUGAGAUGGUCCUUGGAAUGGAAGGAGUAGAGCUAGGUGCUGAUGGCAAGGUUGUAUCCUAUGCAAAAUUCCUGUACCCAACCAACGCCCUAGUUGUUCGCAAAGCUGACAGCCACGGCGCUGUUCCUUCAUGUCGAGCUAGUGUUUCGCGGAGUCUUCCUGGAUCAAGAUACAAACCUGUGACAGCAAAAACGAUUCCAGCAGGAACAGAGCUUGGAAGUGAAGCUGGGGAAGCAGCAGAGUACGAUCCAAAUCUUCUGGAUGACCCUCAGUGGCCCUGUGGAAAACACAAACGUGUUCUCAUCUUUGCUUCUUACAUGACAACAGUCAUAGAAUAUGUGAAGCCCUCAGACCUGAAGAAGGAUAUGAACGAAACCUUUAGAGAGAAGUUUCCUCAUAUCAAGCUGACACUGAGCAAAAUUAGGAGUUUAAAGAGAGAAAUGCGGAAUCUGAGUGAAGAAUGCAAUCUGGAGCCAGUUACUGUGUCCAUGGCUUACGUUUACUUCGAGAAGCUCGUUCUCCAAGGCAAACUUAACAAACAGAACCGCAAACUGUGCGCUGGUGCUUGCGUUCUGCUUGCAGCCAAGAUCAGCAGUGAUCUCAGGAAGCACGAAGUCAAACACCUUAUAGAUAAAUUAGAAGAGAGAUUCAGAUUCAACAGAAGAGAUCUCAUCGGUUUUGAAUUCACCGUCCUUGUAGCUUUGGAACUGGCUCUCUAUCUUCCUGAAAACCAAGUUUUACCUCAUUACAGACGGCUCACACAACAGUCUUAACCAAAGCUACUUUCCAGCUGAUAGCGUCACUGAACACGGUUGCUGAAGUUGCCACUGGCCUUCCUGUGCCACUGUGUGCAUCCUGCUAUGGCUACAGCUAGCUUUGAAGUCUGCGACGUGUGUGUGAACUGUCAAGGUGUGCGUUAUGGACACAUAUGCCAAGACUGGGAGAUGGUACGAGAAGAGUUGUUGAACUUUAUUUUCUUUUGGACAUUUGAAGCACAAAUAUUCACCAGUUAGCUGUUAUGGCUGCUGAUUAUUCCUUAUUUAUCUUUUCAGUUUUACUAAAACUGUUCUUCCCUAGGAAGAAUCCUACGGUAUUGUUUCUUUUUUUUAAGCCUUUAUUGUAUUCCUUGAAACUAAAGGAAGCAUCACUUCCAUUCCAGUGCACCAUAACGUUCAGAUGUUUCUACAAAUCUUUUUGCGUUUUUACAUUAGUGAAACACAUACUUUAUUUUUUUUGAAGAUGUGCCUAAAACCGGCUGGUCUGGUACCAGUACUUUUUAAGUUAGUUAUGUUAUUUAGUGGGAAAUCCUGAAUUUAUAUAGCCAUUUAUUCUUUACCUGCAUUGGCCUUGCAUAUAAGGAAAACAGUUCCAGUAUAUCUGCACUAAUGAUACACGGGGCAUCUAUACUAUCUAUAGCUAGAUUGAAAUUACUGUUUCAAUUUAGUUAACGAUAGUAUUUUAAGAUUAUAUACUUUAUUUAAAAAGUAAAGAUUGAUUCAAAAUAUGUCAUGAAAUACCACCUGUUGAACAAGGUAGCUGCAAAGUGAUUGUCAUCCUAAUUCACUCUUAAAUGGAAGAUGAGUGCUUUUAACUAAGAACAACUUGCUGUAAAAUGUAUAAUUUCUGGUUUUGAUUUGUUUUGUAGUCUGAAAUAAGCACCUUUUUAGUAUGACUGUAUUAUAUAUGGUCUUAGUGCUCUGAGCAAGUACGUAAGUCAGUGGAGCUAUUCCUGCCAAACUAAGCCAGUGAAACAAAGCAUGCUCAGUAUUUAAAAUGCUACUUUUUUAACUCCGUUCUUCCAAGAAUUGCGUCACUGUGAUGGUCCUCAAAAUUAGCAUUUGUUGCACAUCGGAACAGCCACUUAACGGCUGGUGCCAGGCAGCAUUCUAAUGCUUAUGUCAGAAGUUAGAUAACUUCUUUUACCAUUGGCUAUUCCUUCAUUUAUUUUUUAAAAUAUCCAGGUUGGAAAUGAACUCUGAUUAUAUGUGGAACCUUCUGUGAUAAUGGCUCUUGGUUUUAUUUUCUGAAGCAAUAUUAUGAUACAAGUAACUGUCUAUUUGCAAGAAACAAAACUGAUGCUUGGCUGUUAUGACUGAGAAAUUUGUAAUUUGACUCCUAAAUGAAAUACUAGACCUCAUAAGGUUACCUGCUAUCUAAUAUGUAAAGUAAAUAUGUAAAUUGCUCUUCCUUGUAUUAAAUGUUGGUUUUAGGCAAAAACAAAGCUGAAUCUUUGUUCUUCAGCUGUGUUUUGCCUGAAGCUAAUUUGUCAUCAUUAGAGUUGCACCAAAACUAUACUGGAGCCCUUUCUUCUUUAAGUAGGGCACAAAAUGUAUAUUUUCAUAUAAUAACUACAGUGACUAUCAACUAUUUUGUGACUGUGUUCAACUGUAUGUAGCUUCAAGUUAUUUGUGUAAACUUAAUAUGAUUCUGACUUCUCUUUAACACAGAAGGACUUUCCAGUCUGUAAGUGAGAUGGUAGGUGAUAAGUUAAACAAUAACCUUGCCAGUUAUCUUCCAAAAGGUUUAGAAAAAUGUCUACUAGUUCAGCUUUCUACUGAAUAUAACUGUCAUUGCAUGCACGAAAUAGCAAUGUACUAAACAUCUAGAGUAUAGAGAGCCUUGAAAUUAGAAAAAUGCGGUAAACACAACUGAAGUGGUCCACCACUUCCUAUACUCGUGUGAGGGGAAGGAGCUAGAACUGAGCAAAGAAACUCCCCACAAGGUGUCUCCAGAAAUAGUGAAACUUUAUUUAGUGUGAAUGAAGUCACAAAAUGCCCUUCUUUGGGGACUUCCUUCUAUUUAGUGUAUAAAGUUUUCUGUGACAUAACUUUCUCAGCCACCUAGAGAAAAAUGUAUUUAUUUUUGGAACAGUUCAGUCUCUAUUCAGUGGAAGUUUGUCUAGUUGCAGUGGGCGUUUGGGCUCGAGAUCCCCUCCCAGAAUGGAAGGUAUGGUUUCACAUGAUAAAUGGGAAAGCUUUGGGCUCUGGUUAUUUAGUUUGCAUUUUCUUCAGAAGAACAGCCUAGGGUAAGGAAUACUGACUGCCAGAAUGCUGUUUAAAGGUAACUCUAAA
This is a messenger RNA of Oxyura jamaicensis (ruddy duck), 3909 nucleotides long. It is a transcript of the gene CABLES2, whose product is annotated as Cdk5 and Abl enzyme substrate 2. NCBI's taxonomy places the organism in Eukaryota, Metazoa, Chordata, Aves, Anseriformes, Anatidae. Gene Ontology annotation, biological process: regulation of cell cycle. Bases 16 to 1611 code for a protein of 531 amino acids. The record is from RefSeq and is a predicted model, not a curated record. The transcript has 10 exons.